CAUCGGGUAGUGCGCAGCCCCCUCCGCCCACAAAUGAAUUACAGGCCUUAAAAGGCCAAUUAGACCAUGUCCUGCAGGGCAUAAAUUACAUGGCCGAGCGGCUAAAGUUUUUAGAGGAAAAACAAAACGAAGCCUCUAAGGAGAGGGAGGAAGAGAAAAAAAGGAAAGAAGAGGAAGAGCGGAGAGAAAUCCAAAGGAGAGAGGAACAAAGAAUCCAGAGGGGCCGCGCCCGAAUAUUUAGGGACCGCAUAGGGAGGGGGCCAUAUGAGGGCCCUUCCGAUGGAGAUUCCGAAGAAAGGGCAGAACCGAGAGGAGGGUGGAGGGGCCGGGGAGGAAGAAGGGGCACCAAACUGUCAAACGGACCUCUACUGGUCGGUUUAUGGUAUCCCUUCCUUUUAAAGAAUCGGAACCAGACGUAG
This is a messenger RNA of Anthonomus grandis grandis, 419 nucleotides long. Its product is annotated as eukaryotic translation initiation factor 3 subunit A-like. Lineage: Eukaryota; Metazoa; Arthropoda; Insecta; Coleoptera; Curculionidae. The transcript has 4 exons. The record is from RefSeq and is a predicted model, not a curated record. The coding region runs from base 90 to 419 and encodes 109 amino acids.